AUUAAUACGCCUCUUACAUCUUACAUCAAUAAGAAUAUUUCAGUUUAGUUAUAACAUCCAACUUGAUUUCAUCUAAAAUUUCAUCAAAACCAUCAAAAUGAAGAGAAUUUUAUUAAUUUUAACGUGUGUUCUACUCUAUCUUCACUUUUCCAAAGCGAUUUAUGUUCCUGGUACUCCUACACAAACAAAAACAAAAUCUGCGCUUGGAAUGAAGACUUUAACAUGGCAAACCCCUGAAACCACCAGUGAACCAAUUGUAGUCUACCAAAAUUACACGAAUGUCAAAAUUCAACAACACGUGAAUGACGACAAACAAGUUUACAUGAAUAAUAAUUAUAAUAAUUAUAACCAACAAAGGAAUAAUGAACAAUUUGAUCUGGAACCAGGUGCUUCUUCAGGGUAUACCAGGAAAUACACAAAAACACCUGGUGGGGAUGGAUAUUUUGAAAGUACACCUUCAAAAAGGUUAAUUUCUUAUCCGCAUGGAAGGGAACAACAUAAUGUCUUUGCCCUUAGCAAUAAUCCUCCACAAAAUGAACCUUUGGUGACUUGUACAGUUAAUUGUCAAAGAAAUGAUCAAAAUCAACCUGGUGAUCAAAAUAUUAAUGGUGGGACAUCAUACUGGGCACCUUCUUAUAGUGGUGGGGGUAAUAGGUACCCUCAACAACCAGAAACAAGUAAUUCUGAUAGUGGUUAUGGUGGUAUUACCAUUUCUGGUACACCUUUUAAACCUAAUAGAGGAUAUCAACCUCAACAGGUCCCUACUUUAUCUCAGAAUCAUUAUAAUGUGAUUAUUCCCCAGAAUUACUAUUCUGGGAAGGUUCAGAAUGUACCACGUCAGACUAGACCUGCUUCUAAGUGUCCUCAAGGUGCAACAGGGCAGUUCCCUUAUGAAAACUCUUGUAAUCAGUUUUUGAACUGUUGGAAUGGACGUGGUGUGGUCCAAAACUGCGCUCCUGGUACCCUCUUCAAUCCAGAGACACUGGAAUGUGAUUUCCCUGAUAAAGUGAAUUGUGUUAGUGGACCUAGGACGGCUAGGUAUGAAAAAUUAACUGUGAAGGAAAAAGCUUCUUGUCCUAGUGGUUUCUCUGGGAUAGUACCACAUUAUCAGGAUUGUAGUAAAUUUUUGAAUUGUGAUCAUGGUAGACAGGUGGAAAUGAAUUGCCCUCCAGGGACUUUGUUUGAUAUGGAGAGUAAUGUUUGUGAUCAUGCUUAUAAAGUGCAGUGUGUUAAUCAAGAGAAGAAACCGGUUAGGUUUAUUGAGAGUGGGAGGUAUGUUCAAGCACCACCAAGUUAUACACAAGGUGGUAGAGGAAAUAGGUUUGAUGAUCAGGGAAUCGGAAAUGAAAGACAAAAUGUUUACACGAAUCAAUAUGGUGGUAACCCUGUUAACCCUGUUACCCAUGGAACUGGAGGUAGUCCAAAAUGCCCUCCGCAGUUUUCUGGUCUGAUGCCCCAUCCGUCAGAUUGUAGUAAAUUUUUAAAUUGUGGAAGUGGCAUGACGCAUAUCAUGGAUUGUGGACCAGGGACGUUGUUUAGUCCUUCGUUGAAAGUGUGUGAUCAUAUCCACAAUGUUCAAUGUGGGUCUGGAGGUUCAGGAGGUCAAAAUAUUGGAGGUACUGAAGGGCAAUAUGGAUAUAAUCAAAAUGUGGGGAACCAUGAACAGAUCCCAGCGGGUUCUACCACCAAUCAACAGUGGACAUCUCAGAAUCAAAAUUGGGGACAGUCCCAACCUAAUUAUAAUCAAUGGGGUCAAAACCCAAAUCAAAACACUUUUAGUACUUCUAGACCUACUUGGGGACAACCUUCAUAUCAACCUUCAAAUUCUAAUACAAAUUGGAAUACCUUUGCUAAUUCAGGACACCAGCAAACACCUUCACAACCUCCAUCACAUCCUUCUAACCCUUUAAACCCUGUUUAUCAAAGUGUUAACAAUUGGGGUCAGACUGGUCAUUAUACUAGUUCCCCACAGGGUCAAACCCAAACAAAUGAUGAUGACCUAGAUCAGAAAAUACAACAAUUAUGGCAAAUUGAACCUUCUUCUGAAGGUACCACACCUAGGUACGAAACUUUAACCACAGCUUAUACAGAAAACAAGAGAAAACCAUGGCCGCCAAAGUUUCCUAGUGGUAAUACCAACAAUGAUUAUGUGUUUGAAGAUUACGACUUGGUUGAAGUGGAUCCCAAGAAAGUAAACAUACCAUCAAAACCUUUGAAUCAAAAUGGCGCACCUAGUCAACCAAAUAAUCAAGGUAAUCAUAUCCAGGUCCAAUGUACCAAUCAAACCUACAACUGUGGGAAUAACUAUUGUAUAAUACCCACAUCCAUCUGCAAUGGUAAAAAGGACUGCCCCAAUGGUUUUGAUGAACAAGACUGUAGUCUACGCCUUCAAGAUUUCGUAAAAACAUCUGGUACCAAACUGGCAGUAAAAGAAACCAUGAAAAUACCAAAUGUAACAUUAGCAUGGUGUGCAGCCAGCUGUGCCAAAAUCAACUGCAAAGGCUUCAACUUUAGGAAACACGAUGGUACCUGCUAUAUCCUGGACUCCAAUGUAGGUACAUCCGGUGCUUUGAUCAUCCUACCAAUGUACGACUACUUUGAAAACCAAAAAUACACAAUAUCCUGUGAACAAAUCAAUGGGUACCUUUGCAACAACCAAAAAUGCAUCUCAAAACAAAGGGUAUGUGAUGGCAUCAACGAUUGUGGUGAUGGUAUGGACGAAAAAGGAUGCACAGCUGAUGCAUUCAACUAUAAACUACGAUUAGUCGGUGGGGAAAACAAACAUAGUGGAAGAUUAGAACUUCAAGUUUUUGGAAGGACUGGAUAUAUUUGUGAUGACAUGUUCGGACUUAAGAAUGCAGAUGUCGCUUGUCGUGAGUUAGGAUUCACUCUCGGUGCGGCAGAAGUAAGAGGUAACUCACACUUCGCACCAGAUGUCGCUGAUAAUGACACUUUAUACCUAAUGGAUGAUGUGGUUUGUCUUGGGAAUGAAACAUCACUACGGGAUUGUGAUUUUAAUGGUUGGGGACACAGUAAUUGCAAACCUCAAGAGAUUGUUGGUGUUAUAUGCAAAACCCCUGUGGAAAUAUGCCCGAAAGACUAUUGGCAGUGUAAAAACAAUCUGGAAUGCUUACCAUUAGCUUUUGUGUGUGAUGGUGUGUAUGAUUGUUCAGAUAAAUCAGAUGAACAAUCAGAAUUGUGUGAUGCUCCUAUUAAAUUGAGGUUAACUCAAGGUACCAAAGGUCGUCUUGAAAUCAUGCAUAACGGCAUCUGGGGUACCGUCUGCGAUGAUGAUUUCAACGACGACGCAGCAAAAGUGGUCUGCAACCAGUUAGGUUACCAUGGAAGCGCAAAGGUAAUCAAAGAUGGCGAAUUCGGACCUGGUACCGGCCCAAUCUGGUUAGACCAGGUAUUCUGCCGAGGAAAUGAAACCCUUUUGGAGGAUUGCAUCCAUUGGGACUGGGGUGAACACAACUGUGAACACAGUGAAGAUGUGGGCGUCAUCUGCAACACCAAAACCCUACCAGGAACAGAAAGACAUCAACAUAACCUCAACCAGAAUAUAAAACCCAAAGUAGAUGAUAGUAAGCUUCCGGAAACCUGCGGAUUCCGCAACGACGCCAUUUUUACUAAUCAAGAUGACCCAGAAGAUGCACAUUUUAGAGUGGUAAUGGCGGGUACCGCCAGAGCAGGUGAAUAUCCAUGGCAGGCUAGUAUCAGAGUGAAAGGUAAAACAAAAUCAGCGCAUUGGUGCGGCGCCAUUGUUGUUUCCUCGAAAUAUGUGUUGACAGCUGCGCAUUGUUUGACUGGAUUCACAAAAGGUGCUUAUUUUGUUGUUGCUGGUGAUUAUAACGUUGAUACUGAUGAAGGAACCGAACAAGAAAGUUAUAUUGAAGACUUCAUAACACAUCCGAAAUUUGGUCAUGGGAAUAAAAUGAACAAUGAUAUUGCACUGGUACGUUUGAAAGGUAAAGGAUUCAACAUAACCAAAGAUGUGCAACCUGUUUGCCUACCUCCAGCUGAUUCAGAGUAUCCCGUGGGGUUAAACUGUACGAUUUCAGGUUUUGGGUCUAUAGAGAGUGGAAAAUCAAAAGCUUCUAGGGACUUAAGAGCAGGUUGGAUACCGAUUUUAUCGAAAGAAGUGUGUAAAAUGCCGCAUGUAUACGGCGCGGCCAUUACAGACGGCAUGUUAUGCGCUGGGUUCAUGCAAAAUGGCGUCGAUGCUUGUGAUGGUGACAGUGGAGGACCGUUAGCAUGUUUACAUGAAGGUGUUUUUAAAUUGUUUGGCAUAACCUCAUGGGGUCAACAUUGUGGUUAUGCUAACAAACCAGGCGUUUACGUCAACGUAGCCAAAUAUAGAACAUGGAUUGAGGAAACAAUGAAACAUCUAUCAAAUUAAUUGUUUUAUUUUGUUAUUAAAAUUGUUUAUGAUUUA
Molecule: messenger RNA, 4435 nt
Organism: Dalotia coriaria
Lineage: Eukaryota; Metazoa; Arthropoda; Insecta; Coleoptera; Staphylinidae
Exons: 10
Coding region: 98-4399 (1433 amino acids)
Biological process (GO): proteolysis
Cellular component (GO): membrane; extracellular region
Molecular function (GO): chitin binding; protein binding; serine-type endopeptidase activity
Source: RefSeq, a predicted model, not a curated record